Arabidopsis lyrata subsp. lyrata is the source of this 826-nucleotide messenger RNA. RefSeq lists its product as uncharacterized. The transcript has a single exon. The record is from RefSeq and is a predicted model, not a curated record. The coding region runs from base 226 to 726 and encodes 166 amino acids. Lineage: Eukaryota; Viridiplantae; Streptophyta; Magnoliopsida; Brassicales; Brassicaceae.
UUCGACAAUUAUUUUCGUAAAACCAAUAUUUUUGAAUAAAAUAUCUAAACAAAUCCUAAAGUCACGUUUGAUUCUCUCAAUUAUUUCUUCUUUAACACUCUUUUUAAACAUUAUCGUUAUUUAAAUAAACCCUUAAAACCACAUCACACUCCAAAAAAACCAAACCCACCAUUCAAACAAAACACAAAAACAAAACCAUUUUCCAAAAAAAAACAAAAACAGAGCAUGAAACCAAACCAGAACAGGUUCUUGAGAAUAAUCUCAACACCUCUACGAGCUUUAGGCAAGGCACGUGAUUUCUACGUGAGAAGCAUCACCGGUUGCGCAGCUCGGACUCAAUAUUCCUCCUCCGCCUCCGUCUCCGCUCCUUUUCCUAGAAGCCGGAGCUCCUCCUCCGCCGCCUUCUCCUCCUCUGCUUCAUCCCGGAGAGCCACCGAUUUCGGGAUAGAUGAAGAUUACAGCGAGCUAGUGAGAGCUGCGUCAGUUAGGAGUUUAGGGCACAAGAAUGAGAUAGACAUGUUGUUACAAGAGAAGCUGCAACAACAGAGGCAACAGAAGCAAGGAGGGUUACCUAAGAGCUCGAGUGUUGGGAUGGCGAAGAUAGAGGAAGAGGAAGAAACAGAGGAAGGCUCUGUGAAUCCGAAGAUGAAGAAGACUAAGAAAGUCUCUGAUCUUUUGUAUCCUCGUAGCAAAUCCUACGCUGUUACUGGUAGCCCUAAAUUGUAAUUUUUCUUCUUCUUGAUUUUAGUAUUUGGUGGAUUGAUUAUAAUAUUUUUCUAGCACUAUGAAAUAAUAUUUUUAGCUUGAUUUUUGGAUUGAUUAGAAA